AUGGCUUCGCGGCACGCGCCUAGUGGCCCAAGAGGCAUUGGACAGCAUAAGAUCGCCACAUACCCAAACUCGGAUCGCAAAAAACCAUCGACCACGAGAACGACUCGCGAUCCUGAUCCUGAUUCGUCGCGAUCGAAGUUGUCGCAUAUUUACGAUUACCCGUCGUCACCCGAGAGCAAGUAUCAACAAAUUCCGAAACACCAAGAGGCUUCGCUCAAGAUGCCAAUAAUGCCGCCCUCAAAGGAAGUUUCGACCACCUUGCCAAUCAAGACACCACGACCCCCGAAAAAUGGACUGGCAAGAAAGAGGGACCAUGCCGCCGCUUUCCCAGCCCAAAAGAACCAAAAGAAUAAAGUUUACGACGAGAAAUCUGGUGGCAGAGAUGCAGCAGAUAUCACAGUCUGUCCAAGCCCGAACCCAAUCUCCAACUUUACGCAGCAGGAUGCAAAACAAGCUUGGAGCAGCCAUAACUCGAGUAGAGAUUCGACUUCCGCUCGCGCGACGCCAGUAAAACGUACACAUACAAGUACUUCACGACGGCCACGGCUGAUAGAUGCUCUCGCCGCCCAAAAACAGUCACUCUAUGUGGAUGACGAUGAUGGAGAACCAGAGCCAGUAUCAGGAGUUGAACAGACAUCAGAUAUGCGUCGGGGUUUCCAUUCCCAAGAAGCAGAUAGGAGCAUUCGUACUCCAGAUCGUCGGGGAACGACAACACCAGCAAACAGGAAAGUUCGGUUCACGUAUAGCCAGGCCCGAAGGAUCGUCAGUGAAUCGCAAACCCCGGAGCUUUUCGACAGUCCUAAUAGAGCUCAGGAGCAUGAAUUGGAUCCAUUACUAGCGGAACCAAGUGUGAUUUCUAGCCCUCGGGCUGACGACUUUGCUCACGACGAGUCCGAUGAUGAGAACAAUACCCAACCCGCAAUCAAGAGUGUCCACGAAUUAAGGCGCGCAGGCGCGAACAAUAGAUUUGCGGAUGAGAUGGACGAUUUAAUAGCAAGAAUUGGACUUCCGGGAACGGGUGGUGCUAGUAUGAGACGAAAUGCGCUUUGCGAACUGGUACAAAAGCUCCAACGGAAAGAUUUUAUGACACAAUUUCGAGACCACGCUUCUCGAGAUAUUGUUGCUCGAGAUAUUGGGAAAGAACAAGACAUGAUCUGUGGUUUUGCUCUAGUAUCUUAUCUGCUUUCCUUUUUAACCACUGGUCCGGCCCCGAAUCUACUACGGCAACUAGCAGGUGAUGGUGUUGGCAGGUUGUUGGCACUUCUUCUCCGUGUAGACGAAGACAUCACAGCUAUUGCCUCCCACAGGAAGAUGAACAUGUCUAGAAUGUCGAGGUUGUCGGUCGAGGGCGUAAAGUCCAUUUUACAAAGCCUACCAAUAUGGCAUAAUUACGAGCCGGUCGAUCUCUCCCCACGAACGGCCGCUCUUCAGCUGAUGGCCUUACUUAGCCGUUGUGCAGACGCAGCGUUCCUUGAUCAGAUUCUCUCAGACGCACAGUCGGAUAUAAUUUCCGUUGCUACAUGGGCUAGCGAGGAAGGAUCUUGCAGCGACGUGGACUAUGCUCUGACUGUAUUCACACUUGAAACCCAGUCUAGCGCUGGAGUAGCUCCAAGGCUGAAUUCAGACGGCGCCCAUCCAAGGAGGAUCGCCAAGCUGCUUUCACGAGCGCUCCAGCAGUGGCCGAGUGGAAAGCCGGAGCUAGAUUCUGCGAUUCUUAAGCUGGCCAUUAACACUACCAAUGCCGAGGACGAGGCGGCGGCAUUUGAUGACUCGCAACUUUCUACAAAACUAGCACGUCGUGUUGGCCACUUGUUCGUCAACGUACGCAAUGCGAUUCUUGUCGGCAAGUUGGAAGGAGAGACAUAUGACGAACUCUUGCUCGUGCUAGGCGUCAUGAUAAAUAUUAUGGAGCACUGCCCUCCCGCGAGGAGGGCAGUGACCGAUAAAACCACGGAUAGUCUAGUAAAGUUGUGGCAGGACAACAAGGAGUCUGUUGGCGAGGCGGAUUCUGUAGACAAAUCCAAACUGAGCGUUGCCGUUGGGUAUUUGUCCGUGCUACUUGGGUACAUGUGCCUCAAAGCACAGACGAGGGAGCACCUCGAGAGCCGUGUUGGUGCCGGUGCAGUACAGGGUCUCCGGACUUCUAUCCAGCAAUUUGCAAGCAUGUACAAGGCCGUGGAUAAUAAGGCCCAUGCCAUGGAUAUUCUCGUGCAGGAGCUUCGACGAGUAGUUUGA
This is a messenger RNA of Metarhizium album ARSEF 1941, 2235 nucleotides long. RefSeq lists its product as uncharacterized. Bases 1 to 2235 code for a protein of 744 amino acids. The transcript is spliced from 2 exons. The record is from RefSeq and is a predicted model, not a curated record. NCBI's taxonomy places the organism in Eukaryota, Fungi, Ascomycota, Sordariomycetes, Hypocreales, Clavicipitaceae. Gene Ontology annotation, biological process: regulation of chromosome condensation.